AUGGUGCAGUCUAGAAUAGCAUGGUUGCAGUGCGGUGAAAAGUCCGCUGUGCUGGAUUUCGUCGAACGUCGCGUCGUGUGCACGACGUCGCUAGUUUGCCACCCAUGCCUCCCAACCAUGGAUGUCGAACCUGGGGAAACAUCCUUGAACGACAAGGUCUUAGCCACCGCAUCUGGCGGCGAAAACCGCGGGCCAUUCCUUGCGCUAGAUGCUGCGACACAGGCGGAAGCGAUUGCGACAGCAGGAGGGGCGGCGGCGUCGCCUGCUGACGUGUCAAUAAAGGACGGGGUCACGGGAGUCACGGACACCCUACUGGCAGCUGACGGGUCCCGUUUUUUACUGUUAUCUUCCGCCUUUUCCGCGUCUUCUAGUGGCGACGGCGCUUCUGGAAGUAGCAAUAGCAGUAGCGCGUAUGGCGGACCAGGCGUGGCGCAAGCGCUGUGCGCGCUUAAGCCCGCGGCGCCGACCAGCAAUGUCUCGCAGGAGGCGCAGCAUCAGCAGGCCCCGCGCCAGCUGUCCCUCUCGUUCUUUGCGCGCGCCAGCCUGUGCACGGAGGGGGAAGGGCGUGCGGAAGGGGCCGCGGAAGGGGCCGCGGAAGGGGAGGCGGAGCGGCUGUUGAAGGUGCUGCUGCUGGCAGUUCCGCUCAACGCUUCCGCCGCCGCCGCGGCAGGGGGAGGGGGAGCAGCAGGCGGAGCAGCAGCAGCUGCGGGAGGGGCGGAGGAAGGAGGAGCGGGGGCGCAGGUGUGGGGGGAGUGGCAGGUGGGAGUGCCAUGUGGGAAGAGCAUUGCGAGUUUGUCCGGCGCCUUACCUUGGGCCUGUGGUGGGUCACAGCAGCCUCGAACCCUUGGGUUGAUUCGGGCUGCAGGAGCGGGGGAAACAGAAGCAGAAGCAGCAGCGCCGGCAGUGCAAGCAGCUGGGGGGAUGGCAGUAGGGGGUGCGGUGUCUGUAUCCCCGAAUGUGGCAGUGGCAGCAAAGGGUGUGGGGGAAAGGCCUUUAUCCCAGACAGCACCAGCAGCGGAGGGUGUGGGGGAGAGACCGGCACAAGCAGCAGAGGGGGGUGCGGGCGCUGUUACCCCAAGUGAGGCAGUAGCAGCGGUGCAAGCAAGUGGUGGGAUGGCGUCAAGUGGUGCAGGUCCUUCAUCCCUUACUGCUGCACCAGCAGCAGAGGGUGUGAGGGAAAGACCGCCAUUAGCACCAGCAGCAUCCGGUGUUGCUGGGAAUGCGGGAGGAGCAGGAGGGGCAGGAGGAGUAGGAGGAGCAGGAGUGGCGGAGUCGGCAAGUCCAAGGAGAGUGGGAGUGGCAUCGGAGGCAGGCAGCAUGGCCGUUGACCUUGUGUCUGUCAUGUCCACCCGCACCAACCCCUCACCCCUCAAGUCCUUCACCCACUGGCCGCUCUCCAGCUCCCACCCGCUCCUCACAGCCGGCUCAACACGCCGCAACCGCUCCUCCCUCUCCCUCACCACGCUCUCCGACCUCAACGCUGCCGCCCUCGCGCUGCACCCCACCCCCUUCGCCCUGCUCGCCCCCGCCACGCCCUCCUCCCCCUGCCGCCCCUUCUCCUUCUCCACCUCCUUCUCCUUCCGCAUCUCCUCCCCCAAUGCCGCCGGGCUGGGCGGCGAGGGCUUGGCGUUUGUGAUGCUGCCGUCUCCUACCCUUGGCUUGCCGGGGCCCUCCCUGGGCUACGGCCGCCUGCUGCUGCCCCCGGGGAGUACGAGUGGUGCUGAUAAUGCCAGUGGCGUGUCAUCUCAGCACAGGAGCCUAGCAGUGGAGUUUGACACGGCCUCUUCCCCCGAGUUCUUCGACCGGCCCGACCACCACGUGGGGGUGAACCUGCACGGCAGCAUGCUCUCUCUCGCCUCUGCCCCCGUGCACCCCCUCGGCAUUCCGUCCCUCAACGCCGGCCAGACCCUCCUCGCCACCAUCCACUACAACGCCUCCUCCUCCCUCCUCACCGUCUGGCUCUCCCCUGCCCCCUCCUCUUCUGCUUCUUCCUCCUCCCGCUCUUCCGCCUCUCCCACCUCUUCCUCUCGCACCUCUUCCUCUCGCUCCCUUGGUUUUCCUCGCUUUCUUCGCUUCCCGCGCCCUUCCCGCUCUUCCUCCUUUUCCUCCUCCUCAGCCUCCUCCCACUCCGCUCCCCCUCUCCCGCGCUCGGCCGUGCUGACCACAUUCCUGGACACCUGCGAGUGGCUGGGGGGGAACGACCCGGAGGCAGCAGCGCCCCACCCGCUGCUGUUUGUGGGAUUCACAGCGGCCACGGGCAAGGGGGCGGAGAAGGCUCAGGCACACGAGGUGCUGGGGUGGACCUUCCAAGUGGGGGAGGCAGCGGAGGAUCCGCUUCCGUUUUGGGCGGCAGACUCGUUCUCCUUCCCCUACAUCACGCCAGCCACUCCCCUGCUGACACGUGGCAGCACACGAAGGCGUUUCUUCGCCGCCGAUCUCUCCGUCGCUGCUGACGUGGCAUCAUCCACCGGCACCGGCCAAUCAGAUGAGCCCGCGCCUGGAGCCCUCUUCUUCCCUCGCCCGGAAGCAGCAGCAGUGGCGGUGGCGACAGCAGUAGCAGUGGUGGCGGCAGCAGCAGCAGCAGCAGCAGCAGCAGCAGCAGCAGUGGCGGUGGCAGCAGCAGCAGCAGUGGCAGUGGCAGCGGCGGCAGCAGCAGCAGCAGCAGCGGCAGCAGCAGUGGUGGCAGCGGUGACAGCAGCAGCAGCAGCGGCAGUGCAACGGACCUGUCGUCGCCAUCCUUUGGGCAGCUGGUCGUUGGGUUCACCAGCGCUGCUCUCCCUCCCCCCCCUGGUCGCCUGCCCUCCCCCGUCGCCCUCUCCUCCUGGACCUUCCGAUUCACAGGUAGAGGGGGGAGGGGAGGGGUUGACAAGGGGGGAGAAGGGAAGGGGGGAGAAGGGAAUGGGGGAGAAGGGAAUGGGGGAGAAGGGCAUGGGGGAAAAGGGAAUGGGGGAAAAGGGUAUGGGGGAAAAGGGUAUGGAGGAGAAGGGUAUGGGGGAAAAGGGUAAGGGGGAAAAGGGUAUGGGGGAAAAGGGAAGGGGGGAGAGAGGAGAGGGGAAUGGGUUGAAGGGGGGAAACGCAGGAAGCAAGGGACUUCCAUCCUGUUGUCUUGUCUUGAAUACCCUUUCUCACCCCCUCGCACUUCUUUCUCACCCCCUCGCACUUCUUUCUCACCCCCUCGCACUUCUUUCUCACCCCCUCGCACUUCUUUCUCACCCCCUCGCACUUCUUCACAACCCUUCACACCCCCUCGGCAUUCCCGUACGGUUCCCUAUGUCCCCAUUCUCCUCCUGCCUGCCUCAUACUUCCGCUCCACACACUCCCCAUUCCCAUCCUCCCUCCCCAUGGACAGACACCAAUCCCUGCAAUGCCUCUCCAGUGCUCCCCUGUGACACCGACCCCUGCAAGGGUUCUCCAGUGCUCCCCUGUGGCACUGGCGUGUGCACCAAGGCACCUGCCCCGUGGGACCCGUCUGUCCUCCUGCCCUCCUGCAAGUGCCCCUUCAAUCUCCCCUCCUUCGAACCCACCCACCUCGUCGGCCUGCCCUCCUGCUUCCCUGAGACCUUCACGUGUCGCCAGCUCCCCGCCAACCCAUGUGCCCCGGGGGUGUGCAUCGAUGAAAUGGAUGGCACCUACUCUUGCCUCUGCCCCGCGCCCUUCUUCUCCUUCUACUUCUUCCCCAAAGGCACUGCCCGCUGCCACCUCUUGCCAAUUUUCCUGUCACCCUAUGGACUCACAUGCCCACUCAUCCUCAGUGCUUACGGGCUCACAGAGACCGAAUUCUUUCUCCAAAACAAGGGGUUUAAAUGCCGAGCGCCCAUCCCUGUAAACACAAUAGUCAACGUCACCAGCCGGGCGUUCUCGCCAUGCACUGCCAUGUACUCUGCUAGUUAUGGUGACACGUGUGACUCACUCAAUGCCCUCUUCUCCACGCAGAUACAGCCACUCAACCCCGCCCUCAGCUGCUCUGACGGGCCCAGGCCCGGCCAGUCUAAGAGCCAAGGGGCGGCAAUGACUGAGCCAAUCCUUCAACCACCCCCUCUUGUAGCCAACUACGCGAGCCAAGGCAUGCUCGUUACUGAGCGGGGCCCUCAACCACCUCCCCUCCUAGCCAACUAUACAAGCCAAGGCGUGUUAGUGACUGUGCUGCAGGGCCCGCAGAGCUGCCAGCAGCUGUGGCGGGCGUUUGCCAUCUCCUCCCCCACGCGCUUCUUCCAGAUGAAUCCCGGCGUCUCCUGCGACUCGCUGCUUCCACACAGCCCCCUGCAGGGCAACAUGAUGAGCAAGGGUCAUGCUCCUGCCACACAGCCCCCUGCAGGGCAACAUGAUGAGUCGGGGGAGCUGGGCCAGGAUGUUUUUGAGAAUUCUUGA
Molecule: messenger RNA, 4368 nt
Organism: Closterium sp. NIES-65
Lineage: Eukaryota; Viridiplantae; Streptophyta; Zygnematophyceae; Desmidiales; Closteriaceae
Source: the annotation of a GenBank genome assembly